Cydia pomonella (codling moth) is the source of this 968-nucleotide messenger RNA. RefSeq lists its product as uncharacterized. The record is from RefSeq and is a predicted model, not a curated record. Gene Ontology annotation, cellular component: MICOS complex. Lineage: Eukaryota; Metazoa; Arthropoda; Insecta; Lepidoptera; Tortricidae. Bases 109 to 882 code for a protein of 257 amino acids. Gene Ontology annotation, biological process: cristae formation. The transcript has a single exon.
AGUAAAAAGUUUAUUAUACUUUCAUGUCAUUUAAUAAUGAACAGAACUGUGGUCAUUCUGUCAUUCGAUGACAAUGUCAUUUCUAUAUAAUUUUUAUAAUAAAACAGCAUGAAAAUGCAAAAAAUAACAGAAAAUCAUAAUAAAAUUGAAAAUCUCAAGGAAGAUGAUCAAGCGUAUCUAGAAAGAAACAAACACUUAUAUGUUGCUGGGAAAAUAAGCGGAAUAGCUCUUAAAACCAUUUUAAAAUCUGCUAAGUAUUGUUUCAUACCAUCAGUUUCAGCUGCUGCAAAAGAUGAUACUCCUAAAAAACCUCCACCGAUGAAAUACAAGGAUCUACCCAUAUACGACAGCCCUCAUCAUCGCUGGAAGGAGUUCGAAAAUGACAAAAUCAGAUGCCCAGACCGAAAAGUCACACACGAAUUCCUACUACCAACAGUAACGGAAUACCGCAAGCAAGUAUCAGGAAUAAUCAACACAGCUACUAAAGAAAUGAAAGAUACUUAUCAAGAAAUCAGUAGAGAUUAUAGAUCAGCUGAAAAGAAGAUCUUGAACAAAAUGAGAUGUCCGGAUAAAAUUAAUCAGCGUAUGGCUUUCGUAGCUGCAGCAGGUAUAGCUGGUUUUGUGAAAGGCAAAUCUAUACCUAGACGUAUAUUUUUAUCUAGUGUCCUCUUAUUUGUGACUGGAUCUAUGUGCUUCCCGAAAGAGACUGAUGAAGCCACUAGAACAGUUCUGUAUAUGCUUGGGAAGGCGUUUGUGCCCAUGUACAACUUCUAUUUUCGUACUGAUUGGUUGAUGAGGGAAAGAGUACCAUGUGAAAGAGAUCUGCCUAAGAUACCUACUCCACCUACGAAGCCUUUGCCUGCUUGUGCACCGAAAAAGUAAAUAUUUUUAAUUGUUUUUUUAAUAUCAAAUGGUUUCUUAAAUAUUGGUUUUUACACAGUUUUUGGAAAAUAUGCAACUUUAUUGAU